CGCGCGGGAUCUGUGUAGGCUAUCACGCGCUCAGGGUAAUCUGGGUCCCCGUUCCUCCCCCGGGAGUCUUCCUGGGCCCCGUUGGGUCACCGUGACCGCAGCCAGAGGCUGGCGACGGCUGCUCCUUGCGUUCGUCUUCCAUCCCGAUGGAAGAGCUUCCCGGGAAGCCCCUCAGCUGUGCGGAGAAGGAAAAGUUGAAGGAAAAGUUAGCUUUUUUGAAAAAGGAAUACAACAGAACACUUGCUCGCCUUCAGCGUGCCAAAAGAGCUGAGAAGGCUAAGAACUCUAAGAAGGCAAUAGAAGAAGAUUGUGUGCCCCAGCAGGAAAUCUCCUCACAGCUAAGCCACUCUGAAUCUGUAAGUAAAAGCUUUCCUUGUGACCCAUUACAAGGCAACCGUCUUGAUGAGGAAACUGGAGAAAACAUCUCUGUGAUACUUGGUGUUGAACCUCAGUCCUUUAGCCAUAAAAAUGGCCAAGGAGAAAUGUUCUAUACGCAAAGAGCAAGUGACAUCCAAGAACAGUUUUUGCACAGCACCAGCAGCCCUGACUGUAAGAAAGGGCAGAAUACACUUCCAGGGAGAACAAAGAAGCUAUGGGAGGAAACAUCUGUUUCACAGGAGAAAGAAUAUAUCUGUGACAUUAAAUCUCUUAUACUUCCUGGCAAGCAACAAAAGACACAAGAAGCAAUCGAUAGCAAAAGUCCUAGGUCCCCGGUAACCGAAAAGACUAACCUUUUAAGUCUGAAGUCUAGAACGCCUGACUCUCCAGCCCUUGCUACAGGAAUUGACAGGGAGAGUAUACUAAUUCCACCAUCUGGCAAAUCUGAAAGGGGUAUUGAUACACCUGUAAGAGGAAAUAAUGUCUCCACGGAAGCUGCAGUUCCUUCCUGCACAGUGUCAGACAGCAAUCCUAGUCAAUGCCUUGAACGUACACCUCCUAACAGUGACUCCAAAGUGCCCAGUUCUACUCAGGGCCCAGCUUCAUCCACAAGCCCGGGGACACAAGACAUGAAAAUGGCUGCAUUUACAGAUGACCCAGGAGCACAUGAAGCUGAGAGUGCCGGUGGUCAGUGGCCGGGAAGUCCUAACUCAGAGGCAGGAAAUUCAUGUUCUAUAAAUGAUAUCCCUCACAGUAACUUGCCAGCAAAUACUUCCCAAAACUUUAAAUCUUUGGAAUCUCAUGGUAACAUUGUUGAUGACAGAAAUGGGAAUCUUCAGAAAGAUGAAAGUCUAGGUCCAUCUAAGACCCUCAGCCCAGCAGCACUGUCUUCUCCCCCGACAGAAACUCAAGUGCAUUCUUGUACGAUGCUUGAGGGCCUUCUGUUUCCUGCAGAAUACUAUGUUCGAACAACCCGUCGGAUGUCAGACUGUCAGAGGAAAAUAGCUCUGGAAGCUGUAAUUCAAAGUCAUUUGGGUAUCAAAAGGAAAGGGCCUAAAAAUAAAAAUCAAGCAACUAAGAAUGUAGUACUCUCCGGUGAAGAAACUGACCACAGUGGAAGUAGUGUGUUGGACACAUGCACAGCACAGUCAAGUUCAGGAAGUCCCUCUCAGGAACUUCUUUCAUCAGCUGAGGUCAGCUCUCUCCCAGGACCUGCUGAAGCUAACAAUCGAUCUAGGAAGGCCACUACACGGCCACCAGGUAGAGGACACAGAGGAAAACAAACAUCAGUCCGUGCCUCCACACUGGAUCGCUGUCAGCUGCUUUUCCCUCCUUGCACCACACUGGCUCUUAACAGGUCCAAGAGCAAAUUCUCCAAGCAUAAGGGUCAGAAUGGAAAAGUGAUUAUUCAUGACUUUGAAUUACCUGAUGAAGACUUUGGGCCUCUUAAGCUUGAAAAAUUGAAGUCCUACUCAGAAAAAGUGAUUGAGUCUCCUGAUUCAAAAAACUUUGGCAAGAGGCUUUCUAAAAAGGGAAAUUAUGCUGCUAUGGGGGAACUGCAAAUAGAUCUGGAAAUGGAGGACUUGGAUGAGGAAUUCACCAUUCCACCAGGAAAAGCACACCAUCCAGGGCCAACCCUGAAAAGGCAGCCUACAAGCAAGGGCCUUUCUUCAUCCAUAGUGCUUUUCACUCCCACAGACAGUGCUGCAGCUCACGACAGCGGCAGGUCUGCUGCCUACCUGUGUUCACCUGCUUUCCCCUUCUUAGGCAUGACUCCUGGUUCUGGCUCCCAAGCCGCCAGUGAGAAUGUAUCUGCUGAGGCUGGACAGACUUGCUCUACAUCCCACUUGGGAGACACAAGCCGUCUUGCUAGUAACAAUAAACAAUGCAACAGUUCAGCAAGCUCACCAAAACUGGAUACCAACCUGCAUGUGUCAGGUAGGCACGGACGGCCUGCCUGUGACAGUGACUCUGGCCCCCAAGCAGCGUCUCUACCCAUUGAGUCAUUCACUUUCAGAGAAAAUCAGCUCUGUGGAAAUGCGUGCCUCGAGUUACAUGAACAUUCCAUUGAACAGACUGAAGUCGACGAGCCCCCUGCUUGUGACAGCUUGAACCCAGGCAACCUACAGUUGGUUUCAAAGUUAAAGAAUCCUUCCAGUUCCUGUUCUGUGGAUGUGAGUGCCGUGUGGUGGGAAAAAGCUGGUGCUAAGGAGCCGUGUAUCAUAACUGCUUGUGAAGAUGUAGUUUCUCUCUGGAGACCCUUGGACACUUUGCAGUGGGAAAAAGUUCAUACUUGGCACUUCACAGAGAUCCCAGUAUUACAAAUAGUUCCAGUGCCUGAUGUUUACAAUCUUAUCUGUGUAGCUUUGGGAAACUUGGAAAUCAGAGAAAUCAGGGCGUUGCUGUGUUCCUCUGGUGAUGAAAGUGAAAAGCAAGUCCUUCUGAAAUCUGGAAAUAUAAAAGCUGUGCUUGGCCUGACAAAGAGGAGACUAGUUAGUAGCAUUGGAACCUUUUGCAAUCAACAAGUACAAAUCAUGACACUUGCUGAAGACGGAGGCAGUAAAGACGAACAGCUUUUGAUGCCCCCUGAUGAGACAAUACUGACUUUUGCUGAAGUCCAAGGCAUGCAGGAUGCCCUGCUUGGGACUACCACUGUAAACAACAUUUUGAUCUGGAAUUUAAAAACCGGCCAACUCCUGAAGAAGAUGCACAUCAAUGACUCUUACCAAGCUUCGGUCUGUCACAGAGCCUAUGCUGAGAUGGGGCUCCUGUUUGUUGUUCUGAGUCAUCCUUGUGCUAAAGAGAGCCAGGCCUUCGGGAGCCCUGUGUUUCAGCUGCUAGUGCUUAACCCUAAGACAGCUCAGAGUGUGGGUAUUCUGCUGUGCUCCCUUCCACAGGGGCAGGCUGGAAGGUUCCUGGAAGGGGAUGUGAAAGAUCAUGUUGCGGCAGCAGUCCUGACUUCUGGGACAAUUGCUGUUUGGGAUUUGCUCCUGGGUCACUGCACUGCUCUCCUCCCACCUGUCUCUGACCAGAGUUGGUCUUUGGUUAAAUGGUCAGGUACAGAUUCUCACUUGCUAGCUGGACAAAAAGAUGGAAAUAUAUUCAUAUACCACUACUUUUAAGAGGCAAAUAGUUUUCUGGGUAUUUUGCCUCUUAAUAGUUUUUUUAAAAACAGUAUAAUAUCUGAAUGACAUGAUUUAACAUGGUUACUUGCAUCCAUCUCCCACAACCUUAAUUUUAUUCGGAUGGUGGUACUACUGACUGAAUAAUUUGUUUAUGCUUACUUUGAGGUUAAUAGUUUUAAGUCCAAAUUUGCACAUUUGAUAUCACAGGUGUACAUAAGCAAUAAAUGUUAAUAAAUAUUUAU
This is a messenger RNA of Acomys russatus (golden spiny mouse), 3745 nucleotides long. It is a transcript of the gene Palb2, whose product is annotated as partner and localizer of BRCA2. Gene Ontology annotation, cellular component: nucleoplasm. Bases 147 to 3500 code for a protein of 1117 amino acids. Lineage: Eukaryota; Metazoa; Chordata; Mammalia; Rodentia; Muridae. Gene Ontology annotation, biological process: double-strand break repair via homologous recombination. Gene Ontology annotation, molecular function: protein binding; DNA binding. The transcript is spliced from 13 exons. The record is from RefSeq and is a predicted model, not a curated record.